GGAGGGGGGAAAGUGGGUGAUCGGAAGUGGGGAAGACCCUGAGACCCCCAGGCUGUGAUUGUUGGCUGACAGACCUGGAGCUUCUGAGUCGGGGGUGAGGGGAGGACCCUGGACCCCAGAGGCCUUAGGCACUGUGGCCACUGUGCUGUUGACUCAUCUCCUACACACUUCCCUUUUCUGUCCCGAGCCCGGAGCACCAGCCCCGCACCAGCGCAGUGUGGUUCCCCCCAGCCUCCCAGCUGCUGUGUGCAGGGGCCGAGAGGGCCCAGGCCAAGGGCUGUCCCCUGGCUUUACAUCCUCUGUCCCAAGGCCCUGGGCAGUGUCUUCCACUUUAGGUCGCCUGCCCUCAGCUUCAGCAACCUGAGCCCCACUCUGGUUCCUGAGAGCUUGGAAAUCUGGCGGGGGCGGGUGGGGCGGGUCUUGCCAGCCCCUGUCCUGUGUGCUACCCUCUCUGUACGGGGACUCCAGGGGUCUGAGGUGACCACUGAGGAAGGUCCUGGAAUAGGCAGGAAGAAAGGCAGCCCAUUUUCCCACCGUCUCGGGCUCUUGGGGAAGCUUAGGGACUUGAGGGGCAGAGGAGAGGAGACUUGACCUGCAGAGGCUGGGGCUGCAGGAGGAGGGAAGGCCGGGACAGGGAUGCCAGCCUCCGGGACCCCAAGGAAGGUACUCUGUGCCCCGUGUUGCCGGAGCCGGAAGACCGGUGUCGUGGCCGGAGGGUGGAGGGUGGAGCCAGAAGGGGCUCGGGAUGGGAGUGGGCAGUGGCCGCGGGCACUAGCCUAGGUUUUGGAGGGCAGCACGAGGAAUAAAAGUCCGGCUUCCUGCCGGAAGGAAGGAGACCCGUGGGCUGAGUUUCCUUCCUCAAAGAGCCCAGGGAGGAGGGGUGACCAGGCUCUGGCCUCCCACGGGGACCCUCGAGUGGGGUCCUGACCUCUGGGUGGGGGGCGACAGUGGAGGCAUUCUGCCCUCCAGCCAAUCUGAGAAGGGGCUCUCCUGCCCCCCACCGUGACUGCCUAGCCCGCGACACCCGUUGUCAUGGUUAUCAGAGCAGCUAACUCCCAUGGAUUGGAACGCGCUGGUGAGCUGGCACCCUCUGCUUCGCCUGCUCUCCCUCCUCUGCGCAUCUUCCCUGCUCGCAGGAGAGCGCACAGCAGCCCGGGGGCGAGUGCAGCAGGGCUGGGAGGUGCGGUGAGGACGCAGGGGCUGGAGCCGGGGAGAUGAGCGGCCAGAUGAGCGGCCACCGGAGGCAGCCCAGCCGCAGGGGCCAGACCCGCGAGAAGGAGAAGAUGAAGGAAGCCAAGGACGCCCGCUACACCAACGGGCACCUCUUCACCACCAUCUCCGUGUCGGGCAUGACCAUGUGCUAUGCCUGCAACAAAAGCAUCACGGCCAAGGAAGCCCUCAUCUGUCCAACCUGCAAUGUGACUAUCCACAACCGCUGUAAAGACACCCUCGCCAACUGCACCAAGGUCAAGCAGAAGCAACAGAAAGCUGCCUUACUAAAGAACAGCACUGCCCUCCAGUCUGUUUCACUGCGCAGUAAGACCGCCCCCCGGGAGCGGCCGAGCUCCGCCAUCUACCCCUCUGACAGCUUCCGGCAGUCUCUGCUCGGCUCUCGCCGCGGCCGCUCCUCCCUGUCUUUAGCCAAGAGCGUCUCCACCACCAACAUCGCUGGACACUUCAGUGACGAGUCCCCCCUGGGGCUGCGCCGAAUCCUGUCCCAGUCCACAGACUCCCUCAACAUGCGCAACAGGGCCCUGUCCGUGGAGUCCCUCAUCGAUGAAGGUGCAGAGGUGGUCUACAGUGAGCUGAUGAGUGAUUUUGAGACGGACGAGAGGGACUUUGCGGCCGACUCCUGGAGCCUAGCCGUGGACAGCAGCUUCUUGCAGCAGCAGAAGAAGGAGGUGAUGAAACAGCAGGACGUCAUCUAUGAGCUCAUUCAGACGGAGCUGCACCACGUGCGGACGCUGAAGAUCAUGACGCGCCUCUUCCGGACGGGGAUGCUGGAAGAGCUGCAGCUGGAGCCCGGAGUGGUCCAGGGCCUGUUCCCUUGCGUGGACGAGCUCAGUGACAUCCACACACGCUUCCUGGGCCAGCUGUUGGAGCGUCGGCGCCAAGCCCUGUGCCCCGGCAGCACCAGGAACUUCGUCAUCCACCGCCUGGGGGACCUGCUCAUCAGCCAGUUCUCAGGUGCCAGCGCAGAGCAGAUGCGGAAGACCUACUCCGAGUUCUGCAGCCGCCACACCAAGGCCUUAAAGCUCUAUAAGGAGCUGUAUGCUCGGGACAAACGCUUCCAGCAGUUCAUUCGGAAGGUGACGCGUUCGGCCGUGCUGAAGCGGCAUGGGGUGCAGGAGUGCGUCCUGCUGGUGACCCAGCGCAUCACCAAGUACCCGGUGCUCAUCAAUCGGAUCCUCCAGCACUCCCACGGGACUGAGGAGGAGCGCCAGGACCUGAGCACAGCACUGGGGCUGGUGAAGGAGCUGCUAUCCAACGUGGACCAGGACGUGCACGAGCUGGAGAAGGGAGCCCGCCUACAGGAGAUCUACCACCGUAUGGACCCCCGGGCCCAGACCCCCGUGCCUGGCAAGGGCCCGUUUGGCCGAGAGGAGCUUCUGAGGCGCAGGCUCAUCCAUGAUGGUUGCUUGCUCUGGAAGACGGCGACGGGCCGCUUCAAAGAUGUGCUAAUGCUGCUGAUGACAGACGUACUGGUGUUCCUCCAGGAGAAGGACCAGAAGUACAUCUUCCCUGCCCUGGACAAGCCCUCGGUGGUAUCACUGCAGAAUCUGAUUGUACGGGACAUCGCCAACCAGGAGAAAGGGAUGUUUCUGAUCAGCGCGGCACCCCCUGAGAUGUAUGAGGUCCACACAGCAUCCCGGGAUGACCGCAGCACCUGGAUCCGAGUCAUUCAGCAGAGCGUGCGCGUAUGCCCAUCCAGAGAGGACUUCCCACUGAUUGAGACAGAGGAUGAGGCCUACCUACGUCGAAUCAAGACGGAGCUGCGACAGAAAGACCGGGCGCUGGUAGAGCUGCUACAAGAGAAGGUUGGGCUGUUCGCCGAGAUGACCCAUUUCCAGGUGGAAGAUGAUGGUGGCGGGGUGACCCUGCCCACCCUGCCCAGGGGCCUUUUCCGCUCCGAGUCCCUGGAGUGCCCUCGCGGGGAGCGGCUGCUGCAGGAUGCCAUCCGUGAGGUGGAGGGCCUGAAGGACCUCCUGGUGGGGCCCGGCGUGGAGCUGCUCCUCACGCCCCGGGAACCAGCCUUGCCCGUGGACCCGGACAGCGGCGGGAGCACGAGUCCUGGGGUCACCGCCAAUGGUGAGGCCAGAACCUUCAAUGGCUCGAUUGAGCUCUGCAGAGCUGACUCCGACUCCAGCCAGAAGGAUCGGAACGGAAAUCAGCUGAGGGCUCCCCAGGAGGAAGCGUUACAGCGAUUGGUCAAUCUCUAUGGACUUCUGCACGGUCUCCAGGCGGCUGUGGCCCAGCAGGACACCCUGAUGGAAGCCCGCUUCCCCGAGGGCCCCGAGCGGCGGGAGAAGCUGACCCGAGCCAACUCCCGCGACGGGGAGCUCGGCCGCAGCGGGCCGGCCCCCGCGGCCCCCGACAAGCAGGCCACCGAGCUGGCCCUGCUGCAGCGUCAGCACGCGCUGCUGCAGGAGGAGCUGCGGCGCUGCCGGCGGCUGGGCGAGGAGCGCGCCACCGAGGCGGGCAGCCUGGAGGCCCGGCUCCGCGAGAGCGAGCAGGCCCGGGCCCUGCUGGAGCGCGAGGCCGAGGAGGCGCGCAGGCAGCUGGCCGCCUUGGGCCAUAGCGAGCCCCCUCCGGCCGAGGCCCCCUGGGCCCGCAGGCCCCUGGACCCUCGGCGCCGCAGCCUCCCGGCCGGAGACGCCCUCUACCUGAGUUUCACGCCCCCGCAGCCCAGCCGAGGCCACGACCGCCUGGAUUUGUCUGUGACCAUUCGCUCUAUCCAUCGACCCUUUGAGGACCGAGAGAGGCAGGAGCUGGGCAGCCCCGAGGAGCGGCUGCAGGACAGCAGUGACCCCGACACGGGCAGCGAGGAGGAGGGGGGCAGCCGCCUGUCCCCUCCCCAUAGUCCGCGAGACUUCACCCGAAUGCAGGACAUCCCGGAAGAGACAGAGACUCGCGACGGGGAGCCUGUGGCUUCAGAGAGCUAAGGGGGCCCCUCCCCCGUCCUGUGCCCCCAUGAAGAACACACCGAGGGAGGCAAACUCUGGGGACUCCAAUCCGCCAAUGAUGAGGGAACAUUAGAACUGCUGAUUGUCCUUGCCAGCUCUUGGGCUCCUUGGACACCUGGGGCCGCUUAGGAAGCUGGAGGAAUUGGGCCGCAGUGCCCCCUGGUGGCAUCCAGAAGCUACACCACAGAUGCCAGUUUUUCAUGCCUUCUUCCCUCUACUUUAGGAAAAUUUAUUUAUUUAUUGUUUAUUAGUGACGCAGGGAGUGGGGAGAUUUAGAGCACCAGGGACAUGGGAACCAAGCCAUAGGGAUCAGGGGGCCUUGUCCUGUAACACUACUGGGGUUUAUUCAGGCUUAACCGUGCCGCUGCUGGGUUCUAACCCUGACGUCCCUCCUGGGCAACACCGUCUGUGAGGAGGGGCUGCACCGCAGGACCCUGCUGACCCCCCCCCCCCAAGAGGGGCUGUGGGCAGGGCCACGCCCCUCUCCCUCCCCCUCAGCCUCGCACUGCUCUUCUCCCUUGUCCAUCCUCCCCGGGAGCCCCAGGGAGACCGCCUGACUUCCGGAGCUGAUGGAGGAGGGGCUGAGGUGGCCCUAACGGCUUUGUUGGGGGGUGAGGGGAAAACCCACGGGACCAGAAUGUUUUUUUGUUGUCGUUGUUUUCUUUUUUGUACCAAAGCCAACUGCACGUGUUUUCUAUUUUUAAGAGAUGAUUUUAGGCAAUUAGAAACCACAGCCUUCUAUCUCCGAUUAUCAGAAGAGCUUGAGGGGUGGGGGGACCAUAUCCUCAUCUACAGUAAUGGGGGACCUAUUCUGACCUCUUCUCCAGCCGUUUGGGAAAAAUGUUCUAGGGUGAGUUGGGAAAUCUCCGUGAAGCCUGACCUCAUCCCCACCUCAGCAACCGGGACUGAAACCUCAGUGUGAAUUUUGGGGAUUUUUCAGUGGACCCCCAGUGCCCACCAGCCCCAGCCAUUUUCUGCCAAUUUGAUUGUUAAAAAAAGAAAAAAGAAAAAAAAAGAUAAAGCAGGGAAAAUUAAAGACCUGGAACCCCACAAA
Messenger RNA from Lynx canadensis (Canada lynx), 5238 nucleotides. Its product is annotated as rho guanine nucleotide exchange factor 2. The record is from RefSeq and is a predicted model, not a curated record. Gene Ontology annotation, cellular component: ruffle membrane; cytoskeleton. Gene Ontology annotation, biological process: actin filament organization; regulation of Rho protein signal transduction; cell morphogenesis. Gene Ontology annotation, molecular function: microtubule binding; guanyl-nucleotide exchange factor activity. NCBI's taxonomy places the organism in Eukaryota, Metazoa, Chordata, Mammalia, Carnivora, Felidae. Bases 1215 to 4163 code for a protein of 982 amino acids. The transcript has 22 exons.